AAAUGGUAUUCGUCACGUACACAGUGUACAGCAUAGAGGCUAUAAAAGGUUCCACAAAAUUAUUGUGUUAGCUCCCACAACAAUGCAGUGCAAACAUCUAUAUCAAUCAUUUAAAAACGUCUGAUUUAAAAAUACAAAUUAGUUUAGGUAAUUAGCUUAUACAAAGUAAUGAACCGAUAUGUACACAAUAGGAUAUACAGUAUAUAUCAUGAAUGUGCUAUGUCAAGUAUGACUGUAUUUACAAAUAUAAAGUAGUGUCUUCGUGGCUAUCAAGCACUUAUUAACACUGAAAUUAAUCCUCUCCUGAACUCGGCGACCGUUGUUUAGAUUUUUCAAUUAGUGAUGGACUUUUAAAUUGAGGGGCACAGUAGGCUACCGGUCCUUGCUUCAUCAGAGAGACGGUGCAAGUGGAGGUCUCGUAUUAAAAGCUUGCAGGUGCGAUGUCAAGCCCACAGUGGCUACUUACUACUGACUAUAAUCAAUCAGGGGUUGAGACAGGAGGGAGCGACACAAGGGUUGAGGGAGCACAGCAGAACUGAAGCACCGUUGAGCAAGCUUCCAAAGCGGCAUGCGAAAUCACACGACACCGAUUGCUGUGUGGUUGUGGUUCAGUGUGGUUGGUCCGGUUUUCUACAAGAGGCGGUUAUAGUUCUGAGCAGCGGUUCUGAAGGAUGACCGCUGAACGGUUCGGCCUUGGAUCCUGGUGAGCGGUGUCUGAUGUCCGAACGGCGGCAGCAUGGCUCAUGGAAUCGCCUCUCAGGGCAAAGUGACCAUCACAGUGGACGAGUACAGCUCCAACCCCACACAGGCCUUUACCCACUACAACAUCAACCAGAGCCGCUUUCAACCUCCACAUGUCCACAU
Messenger RNA from Salvelinus fontinalis (brook trout), 864 nucleotides. RefSeq names its product metallophosphoesterase MPPED2. NCBI's taxonomy places the organism in Eukaryota, Metazoa, Chordata, Actinopteri, Salmoniformes, Salmonidae. The record is from RefSeq and is a predicted model, not a curated record. Gene Ontology annotation, molecular function: hydrolase activity.